Messenger RNA from Dermatophagoides farinae (American house dust mite), 1370 nucleotides. RefSeq lists its product as uncharacterized. NCBI's taxonomy places the organism in Eukaryota, Metazoa, Arthropoda, Arachnida, Sarcoptiformes, Pyroglyphidae. The record is from RefSeq and is a predicted model, not a curated record. Gene Ontology annotation, biological process: intracellular signal transduction.
ACAAAAUUUUUUUUACAUCAAGAGAAAGAAAAAACUACCUGGGUAUAUAAUGACCAUCUACCUGUGGUUUUGAUUUCAGUUUGAUUAUCAUCAUCAAAACGCAGCUGAUCUAAUCGAUCGAACCCGUUAUAAUUCGAAUUCGAAUGUGUUAACGUUCUAAUUUUGGAAUCUUUUGUUGUUUUUAUUAUUUAUAAAAAUUUCGUCGAAUCAAAUUGAAAAUGACAAAAUUAACAUUGAAAACAUUGGCCACGAUAACGAAAAAACCAUCGGUCGAUGAAUUGGAUCGUGUAUCAUUAGUGGAAAAUAUUUCAUUAACAAAUACCAUACAUGAUCUUCUCAAUGAAUUGAAUCAAUAUGGUACAAUGGUUAAUGAAUGUUCGAAGAAAAAAUAUUUGCUUGUAAAACAGCUACAAAAUGAAAUUGAUCACAUUCAUGAAUUGGGUAAAAUUCCAGUAUUAAGUGAAUAUUUUCAACUAUUAUUCAAUCUGGAAUCAUGUCAACAACGAAUUGAACAACAUGAAUUAGAUAUAUCGGAUAUUGUAACCGAAAUGUGUAUGACAAAACAUAUAAUUAUCAAUAUGGUACAAAUUGAUCAACAAACACGAUUACUAGCCAAUAGUAAACAACAUUCAUCAUCGACAUCAUCAUUGGUAUUAUUGAAUUGGAAGAAAAAUAUGGUGAAAAAAAUUAAUAACCAAACUAAACGACGAAAUUCAAUCAUUGAUGAUGAUGAUGAUGAUGAAUCCAACAACAUUAUAGCAAAAUCGAAUGGUUCAUCAAAGAUAUUGAAAAAUUUAUUCAAAUUUCUACGAAAUUCACCAAAAACAUACAACAAGAAUCAUCGAAAUUGUUCGAUACGUUCCAUACAUAAAUCAUCAUUGAUCGAUGAUGAUGAUAAUAAUACUGCAUUCAACGAUCCAACGUUUGAAACGAUUGAACGUUUGAAAAUGAAAUUGAAAUUUUUAAGCAAACAUCGACAAUCGAAUGAACAAUGUUUUCGACAACUUAUACAAGAUUGUUUAUCAUUGAAACAAGAACUAAAACAAUAUUAUCAACAACAUUAUAAAGAAUUAACCGAAAAUCAACAAAAUCUGAAUCAAUAUUUUCGUUAUCGAUUACGUACAAAUGAAUUACAAUCACAGAUUGUUACAAUGGAUCAAUCAAUUAAUGAUUAUCGACAACAAUAUCGUAAUACAAUGGAUCGUAUACAAACAUUAAGCAAUACGAUACAUAAAAAUCGUAAUAAUAAAGAUGGCUAUAUAUGCGAUAUCCAAUCAUAAGAUGGCGACACCAUUGGAUGUUUUUCUUUUUCUAAUUUUUUUUAAAAUUUAUGGCGGCAAAACGACAACAACCACCAUUAUAAUCGGAUU